CGACCCCACCAAUUGGCUUGGUGUGCAAUUGAUCAGAAACACUUAACUAAUUGGUAAACUGUGUAAUGAACUUUUUAACCCCGUGUGGACAAAGAGCUUUAUUAAAAUGCCUGAAACUGACUGACCUCUUGGCUCCAUGAGCCCUAAUCACAGUACAAUUGAGCAUGUCUAAGACCUUUUAUGUAUUCUUAUCGGUCUUUGAGUUUAACUAGUCUACAGACUCUACUAAUCACCAAUGCAUGGCUCUCUACUGAGCUGGUCUGUGCACAAUCACUAAUGGGAAUGCUUGACAAAUGUUUAUUUAUUGUCUAAGGUAAGUCUUGUGUUGGUUUUACAUAUGCCUAUGUCUGCACAACUACUGUACCAUACAAUGCCUUCACGACUGUACAUCAAUUACAUACACGUUGGUGAAAGGUUGGUGGUAGCCAUUUUCUAAUUUGGCAGCAGCUAGCAUGAUGGUAUUCAGGCAGGAACCCUCACUUUUGGUGACAAGGCUUUUAUUAUUUUUAUGAAGAUGUUACAACACUUUAUGAAUCAAUUAGUUUAGUUCUAAGCCUUAUGGAAAUACAUUUUUACAACAACAAAUAAAAUCCUACUGAAAACAACAUUCUUUAGUAGAAGCAUUUUAUGGACUAGCCUGUACUUUUUUACCUUUCAUCUCGGACGCAAGGGACACACUGUAUUUUUUAUUUCAGAAAGCUCUUCAUUUUUCUUCUUGGACAAGGUAACAAACUUCUUGGUUGUGUAAUUUAGGGUACCGUACUGGGCUCUAAAUGUGGCUGCCGUUCGAGAUGAUGAUUGAGAGGUGUUUCGUUGCAAGACGAAGUUCAGGUACCAAAUCCCCCAGACUGUAGAGAAUUCCUCCCCGUCGUCCUCUCUCUCUUCUCGCAUUGGUGUCCCUGAAAGCUAUCCUUGCCAAGCUGUGGAACUUGUCCUUCAAUUUUUCCUUGAUUUGCUAGCUAGAGGCCCAUCCCUUAUCCACCUGGCUAAGCAACUUGUCCUUCAAUUUUUCCUUGAUUUGCUAGCUAGAGGCCCAUCCCUUAUCCACCUGGCUAAGCAACUUGUCCCUCAAUUUCUCCCUGACUUGCUAGAUGAUAGCCCAGCCCCAAUCCUGUAUUGAUAGAUGAUAGCCCAGCCCCAAUCGUAGAACUGAUAGAUGAUAGCCCCUAUCCUAGAACUGGUAGAUGAUAGCCCGGCCCCAAUCCUAGAACUGGUAGAUGAUAGCCCAGCCCCUAUCCUAGAACUGGUAGAUGAUAGCCCAGCCCCAAUCCUAGAACUGGUAGAUGAUAGCCCCUAUCCUAGAACUGGUAGAUGAUAGCCCAGUCCCUAUCCUAUAACUGGUAGAUGAUAGCCCCUAUCCUAGAACUGGUAGAUAAUAGCCCAGCCCCUAUCCUAGAACUGGUAGAUGAUAGCCCAGCCCCUAUCCUAGAACUGGUAGAUGAUAGCCCCUAUCCUAGAACUGGUAGAUGAUAGCCCAGCCCCUAUCCUAGAACUGGUAGAUGAUAGCCCCUAUCCUAGAACUGGUAGAUAAUAGCCCAGCCUCUAUCCUAGAACUGGUAGAUGAUAGCCCAGCCCCUAUCCUAGAACUGGUAGAUGAUAGCCCCUAUCCUAGAACUGGUAGAUGAUAGCCCAGCCCCUAUCCUAGAACUGGUAGAUGAUAGCCCCUAUCCUAGAACUGGUAGAUAAUAGCCCAGCCCCUAUCCUAGAACUGGUAGAUGAUAGCCCAGCCCCAAUCCUAGAACUGGUAGAUGAUAGCCCAGCCCCAAUCCUAGAACUGGUAGAUAGCCCAGCCCCUAUCCUAGAACUGGUAGAUGAUAGCCCAGCCCCUAUCCUAGAACUGGUAGAUGAUAGCCCAGCCCCUAUCCUAGAACUGGUAGAUAAUAGCCCAGCCCCUAUCCUAGAACUGGUAGAUGAUAGCCCAGCCCCUAUCCUAGAACUGGUAGAUGAUAGCCCAGCCCCUAUCCUAGAACUGGUAGAUGAUAGCCCAGCCCCUAUCCUAGAACUGGUAGAUGAUAGCCCAGCCCCUAUCCUAGAACUGGUAGAUGAUAGCCCAGCCCCUAUCCUAGAACUGGUAGAUGAUAGCCCAGCCCCUAUCCUAGAACUGGUAGAUGAUAGCCCCUAUCCUAGAACUGGUAGAUGAUAGCCCAGCCCCUAUCCUAGAACUGGUAGAUGAUAGCCCCUAUCCUAGAACUGGUAGAUGAUAGCCCAGCCCCUAUCCUAGAACUGGUAGAUGAUAGCCCCUAUCCUAGAACUGGUAGAUGAUAGCCCAGCCCCUAUCCUAGAACUGGUAGAUGAUAGCCCAGCCCCUAUCCUAGAACUGGUAGAUGAUAGCCCAGCCCCAAUCCUAGAACUGGUAGAUGAUAGCCCAGCCCCAAUCCUAGAACUGGUAGAUGAUAGCCCAGCCCCAAUCCUAGAACUGGUAGAUGAUAGCCCAGCCCCUAUCCUAGAACUGGUAGAUGAUAGCCCAGCCCCUAUCCUAGAACUGGUAGAUGAUAGCCCGGCCCCUAUCCUAGAACUGGUAGAUGAUAGCCCCUAUCCUAGAACUGGUAGAUGAUAGCCCAGCCCCUAUCCUAGAACUGGUAGAUGAUAGCCCAGCCCCAAUCCUAGAACUGGUAGAUGAUAGCCACUAUCCUAGAACUGGUAGAUGAUAGCCCAGCCCCUAUCCUAGAACUGGUAGAUGAUAGCCCAGCCCCUAUCCUAGAACUGGUAGAUGAUAGCCCAGCCCCUAUCCUAGAACUGGUAGAUGAUAGCCCAGCCUCUAUCCUAGAACUGGUAGAUGAUAGCCCAGCCCCUAUCCUAGAACUGGUAGAUGAUAGCCCAGCCCCUAUCCUAGAACUGGUAGAUGAUAGCCCAGCCCCUAUCCUAGAACUGGUAGAUGAUAGCCCCUAUCCUAGAACUGAUAGAUGAUAGCCCCUAUCCUAGAACUGGUAGAUGAUAGCCCAGCCCCUAUCCUAGAACUGGUAGAUGAUAGCCCAGCCCCUAUCCUAGAACUGGUAGAUGAUAGCCCAGCCCCUAUCCUAGAACUGGUAGAUGAUAGCCCCUAUCCUAGAACUGGUAGAUGAUAGCCCAGCCCCUAUCCUAGAACUGGUAGAUGAUAGCCCAGCCCCUAUCCUAGAACUGGUAGAUGAUAGCCCAGCCCCUAUCCUAGAACUGGUAGAUGAUAGCCCCAAUCCUAGAACUGGUAGAUGAUAGCCCAGCCCCUAUCCUAGAACUGGUAGAUGAUAGCCCAGCCCCUAUCCUAGAACUGGUAGAUGAUUGCCCAGCCCCUAUCCUAGAACUGGUAGAUAAUAGCCCAGCCCCUAUCCUAGAACUGGUAGAUGAUAGCCCCUAUCCUAGAACUGGUAGAUGAUAGCCCCUAUCCUAGAACUGGUAGAUGAUAGCCCAGCCCCUAUCCUAGAACUGGUAGAUGAUAGCCCAGCCCCUAUCCUAGAACUGGUAGAUAAUAGCCCAGCCCCUAUCCUAGAACUGGUAGAUGAUAGCCCCUAUCCUAGAACUGAUAGAUGAUAGCCCCUAUCCUAGAACUGAUAGAUGAUAGCCCCUAUCCUAGAACUGGUAGAUGAUAGCCCAGCCCCUAUCCUAGAACUGGUAGAUGAUAGCCCAGCCCCUAUCCUAGAACUGGUAGAUGAUAGCCCAGCUCCUAUCCUAGAACUGGUAGAUAGCCCCUAUCCUAGAACUGGUAGAUGAUAGCCCAGCCCCUAUCCUAGAACUGGUAGAUGAUAGCCCAGCCCCUAUCCUAGAACUGGUAGAUGAUAGCCCAGCCCCUAUCCUAGAACUGGUAGAUGAUAGCCCAGCCCCUAUCCUAGAACUGGUAGAUGAUAGCCCAGCCCCUAUCCUAGAACUGGUAGAUGAUAGCCCAGCCCCUAUCCUAGAACUGGUAGAUGAUAGCCCCAAUCCUAGAACUGGUAGAUGAUAGCCCAGCCCCAAUCCUAGAACUGGUAGAUGAUAGCCCAGCCCCUAUCCUAGAACUGGUAGAUGAUAGCCCAGCCCCUAUCCUAGAACUGGUAGAUGAUAGCCCAGCCCCUAUCCUAGAACUGGUAGAUGAUAGCCCAGCCCCUAUCCUAGAACUGGUAGAUGAUAGCCCAGCCCCUAUCCUAGAACUGGUAGAUGAUAGCACAGCCCCUAUCCUAGAACUGGUAGAUGAUAGCCCCUAUCCUAGAACUGGUAGAUGAUAGCCCAGCCCCUAUCCUAGAACUGGUAGAUGAUAGCCCCUAUCCUAGAACUGGUAGAUGAUAGCCCAGCCCCUAUCCUAGAACUGGUAGAUGAUAGCCCAGCCCCAAUCCUAGAACUGGUAGAUGAUAGCCCAGCCCCAAUCCUAGAACUGGUAGAUGAUAGCCCAGCCCCUAUCCUAGAACUGGUAGAUGAUAGCCCAGCCCCUAUCCUAGAACUGGUAGAUGAUAGCCCAGCCCCUAUCCUAGAACUGGUAGAUGAUAGCCCAGCCCCUAUCCUAGAACUGGUAGAUAAUAGCCCAGCCCCUAUCCUAGAACUGGUAGAUGAUAGCCCAGCCCCUAUCCUAGAACUGGUAGAUGAUAGCCCAGCCCCUAUCCUAGAACUGGUAGAUGAUAGCCCAGCCCCUAUCCUAGAACUGGUAGAUGAUAGCCCAGCCCCUAUCCUAGAACUGGUAGAUGAUAGCCCAGCCCCUAUCCUAGAACUGGUAGAUGAUAGCCCAGCCCCUAUCCUAGAACUGGUAGAUGAUAGCCCAGCCCCUAUCCUAGAACUGGUAGAUGAUAGCCCCUAUCCUAGAACUGGUAGAUAGCCCAGCCCCUAUCCUAGAACUGGUAGAUGAUAGCCCCUAUCCUAGAACUGGUAGAUGAUAGCCCAGCCCCUAUCCUAGAACUGGUAGAUGAUAGCCCAGCCCCUAUCCUAGAACUGGUAGAUGAUAGCCCAGCCCCAAUCCUAGAACUGGUAGAUGAUAGCCCGGCCCCAAUCCUAGAACUGGUAGAUGAUAGCCCGGCCCCUAUCCUAGAACUGGUAGAUGAUAGCCCCUAUCCUAGAACUGGUAGAUGAUAGCCCAGCCCCUAUCCUAGAACUGGUAGAUGAUAGCCCAGCCCCAAUCCUAGAACUGGUAGAUGAUAGCCACUAUCCUAGAACUGGUAGAUGAUAGCCCAGCCCCUAUCCUAGAACUGGUAGAUGAUAGCCCAGCCCCUAUCCUAGAACUGGUAGAUGAUAGCCCAGCCCCUAUCCUAGAACUGGUAGAUGAUAGCCCAGCCCCUAUCCUAGAACUGGUAGAUAAUAGCCCAGCCCCUAUCCUAGAACUGGUAGAUGAUAGCCCCUAUCCUAGAACUGAUAGAUGAUAGCCCCUAUCCUAGAACUGGUAGAUGAUAGCCCAGCCCCUAUCCUAGAACUGGUAGAUGAUAGCCCAGCCCCUAUCCUAGAACUGGUAGAUGAUAGCCCAGCCCCUAUCCUAGAACUGGUAGAUGAUAGCCCAGCCCCUAUCCUAGAACUGGUAGAUGAUAGCCCCUAUCCUAGAACUGGUAGAUGAUAGCCCCUAUCCUAGAACUGGUAGAUGAUAGCCCCUAUCCUAGAACUGGUAGAUGAUAGCCCAGCCCCUAUCCUAGAACUGGUAGAUGAUAGCCCAGCCCCUAUCCUAGAACUGGUAGAUGAUAGCCCCGCCCCUAUCCUAGAACUGGUAGAUGAUAGCCCAGCCCCUAUCCUAGAACUGGUAGAUGAUAGCCCAGCCCCUAUCCUAGAACUGGUAGAUGAUAGCCCAGCCCCUAUCCUAGAACUGGUAGAUGAUAGCCCAGUCCCAAUCCUAGAACUGGUAGAUGAUAGCCCAGCCCCUAUCCUAGAACUGGUAGAUGAUAGCCCAGCCCCUAUCCUAGAACUGGUAGAUGAUAGCCCAGCCCCUAUCCUAGAACUGGUAGAUGAUAGCCCAGCCCCUAUCCUAGAACUGGUAGAUGAUAGCCCAGCCCCAAUCCUAGAACUGGUAGAUGAUAGCCCAGCCCCAAUCCUAGAACUGGUAGAUGAUAGCCCAGCCCCAAUCCUAGAACUGGUAGAUGAUAGCCCAGCCCCAAUCCUAGAACUGGUAGAUGAUAGCCCAGCCCCUAUCCUAGAACUGGUAGAUAAUAGCCCAGCCCCUAUCCUAGAACUGGUAGAUGAUAGCCCAGCCCCUAUCCUAGAACUGGUAGAUGAUAGCCCAGCCCCUAUCCUAGAAAUGGUAGAUGAUAGCCCAGCCCCUAUCCUAGAAAUGGUAGAUGAUAGCCCAGCCCCUAUCCUAGAACUGGUAGAUGAUAGCCCAGCCCCUAUCCUAGAACUGGUAGAUGAUAGCCCAGCCCCUAUCCUAGAACUGGUAGAUGAUAGCCCAGCCCCAAUCCUAGAACUGGUAGAUGAUAGCCCAGCCCCAAUCCUAGAACUGGUAGAUGAUAGCCCAGCCCCUAUCCUAGAACUGGUAGAUAAUAGCCCAGCCCCUAUCCUAGAACUGGUAGAUGAUAGCCCAGCCCCUAUCCUAGAACUGGUAGAUGAUAGCCCAGCCCCUAUCCUAGAAAUGGUAGAUGAUAGCCCAGCCCCUAUCCUAGAAAUGGUAGAUGAUAGCCCAGCCCCUAUCCUAGAACUGGUAGAUGAUAGCCCAGCCCCAAUCCUAGAACUGGUAUAUGAUAGCCCAGCCCCUAUCCUAGAAAUGGUAGAUGAUAGCCCAGCCCCUAUCCUAGAAAUGGUAGAUGAUAGCCCCUAUCCUAGAACUGGUAGAUGAUAGCCCAGCCCCAAUCCUAGAACUGGUAGAUGAUAGCCCAGCCCCUAUCCUAGAACUGGUAGAUGAUAGCCCAGCCCCUAUCCUAGAAAUGGUAGAUGAUAGCCCCUAUCCUAGAAAUGGUAGAUGAUAGCCCCUAUCCUAGAACUGGUAGAUGAUAGCCCAGCCCCUAUCCUAGAACUGGUAGAUGAUAGCCCAGCCCCUAUCCUAGAACUGGUAGAUGAUAGCCCAGCCCCUAUCCUAGAACUGGUAGAUGAUAGCCCAGCCCCUAUCCUAGAACUGGUAGAUGAUAGCCCAGCCCCUAUCCUAGAACUGGUAGAUGAUAGCCCAGCCCCAAUCCUAGAACUGGUAGAUGAUAGCCCAGCCCCUAUCCUAGAACUGGUAGAUGAUAGCCCAGCCCCUAUCCUAGAACUGGUAGAUGAUAGCCCAGCCCCAAUCCUAGAACUGGUAGAUGAUAGCCCAGCCUAGCUCUAUUAACAACCAUUUCUAGUGUCCUGCCUCUCUUCAGAGGUACUCCACCAGUUCUAGUGUCCUGCCUCUCUUCAGAGGUACUCCACCAGUUCUAGUGUCCUGCCUCUCUUCAGAGGUACUCCACCAGUUCUAGUGUCCUGCCUCUCUUCAGAGGUACUCCACCAGUUCUAGUGUCCUGCCUCUCUUCAGGGGGACUCCACCAGGUCUAGUGUCCUGCCUCUUUUCAGGGGGACUCCAGUCCAUCCAUCCCAUAUGGAGCAUAUGUGGGAUGUGUGAAAUGUACUCCUCAGCCAGAAAUGUACCCACUUACCUGAGCAAAUAGCUAGCUUUUCAUGUGGUGCCGACUGGUAAGACUCUUCAGGAGAGUGGUCACGUGUGCUAGCAAGGCAGAGGUCACGAGUUUGUGCCGUUGGCCAAAUCGUGAGGAAGUGGUACUCACUAAGCAAGCAGCGUGACAUCAUCUUUACACAGAAAUAGAGCUCCUUCUGUCUAAGCAUCAAACAAACCCUCCUCUCUCUCACUUUCUAUCUCCUUGUCUUUUCUCACACAGCCAACUAGGUCCAGCACUCCAUCUGCAUGACUCCAACUGAAUCCUCUUAGAUGUGUUUGUUUCUUCUGUGUACGAGAGUGUGUGUGUGUGUCUGUCUGUGUGAGAGGGUUUGGUGUGUGUGUGGGUUUACGUCGAUCUGCACUUGUUUGUGUGAAUAUUCCCUAAAGUCGUUUCUAUGUAACUUUAAUAUGUCUUGCAUCUUUUGCAUCUGAAUACACACACUGCUGCCUGCAAGCCUCGACCAAACUCCUCUAUAAAAGGACCGAGAAUGUACAUGGUAAUAGAGCUGCAUGUCAACAGGAAGUUCAACACUGACCCACAGUAUCUGACGGGGUGCUUUUGUUUCAUCACACCUUACAGAACUUCUCUGCUGUUAGUCUUAUAGUUCUACUGGUGGUGUGACAUGUCCUGCUACCAGACCUGCCAAUAGGAAUGGUCCUAGUGUCGAUAGAGGUUAACACUGUCUACCUGCCAAUAGGAAUGGUCCUGGUGUAGAUAGAGGUUAACACUGUCUACCUGCCAAUAGGAAUGGUCCUGGUGUAGAUAGAGGUUAACACUGUUUACCUGCCAAUAGGAAUGGUCCUGGUGUAGAUAGAGGUUAACACUGUCUACCUGCCAAUAGGAAUGGUCCUGGUGUAAAUAGAGGUCAACACUGCCAACACAGAAUAUUUUCUGGUCUGUUUUUAUCUCUCUCGCUCUCCUUUCUUAAUAUCUCAAAUUAAAAAGCUUUUUUCCCCAUCUGCUAUAUCAGUACUUUUGAUCCGCUCCUUUUUUCCCCACCUGCUAUAUCAGUACUUUUGAUCCGCUCCUUUUUUCCCCAUCUGCUAUAUCAGUACUUUUGAUCCGCUCCCUUUUUUCCCCACCUGCUAUAACAGUACUUUUGUUCCACUCCCUUUUUUCCCCACCUGCUGUAUCAGUACUUUUGAUCCGCUCCCUUUUUUCCCCACCUGCUGUAUCAGUACUUUUGAUGCGCUCCCUUUUUCCCCCACCUGCUGUAUCAGUACUUUUGAUCCGCUCCCUUUUUCCCCACCUGCUGUAUCAGUACUUUUGAUGCGCUCCCUUUUUCCCCACCUGCUGUAUCAGUACUUUUGAUCCGCUCCCUUUUUCCCCACCUGCUGUAUCAGUACUUUUGAUCCGCUCCCUUUUUCCCCUACCUGCUAUAUCAAUACUUUUGAUGCGCUCCCUUUUUCCCCCACCUGCUGUAUCAGUACUUUUGAUCCGCUCCCUUUUUCCCCACCUGCUGUAUCAGUACUUUUGAUCCGCUCCCUUUUUCCCCCACCUGCUGUAUCAGUACUUUUGAUCCGCUCCCUUUUUAACUGGAAUGCAAGAUCUGAUUUCCUUUCUUCUCUCUUUCUAUCUGUUCUAUCAUGCCCCCCCC
Molecule: messenger RNA, 9081 nt
Organism: Salvelinus fontinalis (brook trout)
Lineage: Eukaryota; Metazoa; Chordata; Actinopteri; Salmoniformes; Salmonidae
Exons: 2
Coding region: 5504-6685 (393 amino acids)
Source: RefSeq, a predicted model, not a curated record